AUGUGGGAAUGCUCGGGACGGGAGCUGCGGCACGGCCGGGACGGCAGAGAGGGGGGUCUGGGGAUUCCAGCUGAGCUGGACGCACAGCCGAGCGGGAAGAGUCCCCGCUCCAGCUGGACACCCUCCUCAGGGCUCCUGGAGCCGGGGUCAUCCUCGGCGGAUGCUCCGCAUCAGCGGCAACGCGGUCCCCGUGGGGCACCUCCGCCUGGCCCCGGUGCCCAGCGUGACUCCGGCCUCUCUCUCCACACAGGCGUCGUGCCCUUCGUGGCCCUGCUCCUGCUGCAGCGGCGGCCGGUGGCCGGCCGGGCGCUGCUGGUGACCGGCUCCGGCUGCCCCAGCCACAGCUUGUGCCGCUCCAACGUGCAGGAGCAGACCCGCAGGCAGGUGGCCGUGCUCAACGCCACCGCCCAGGAACUCUUCAGCCUCUACCUGAAGUGCCAGGGAGAACCGUUCAGCAGCGAGAGCGACAAGCUCUGCAACCCAGCUGGCAUCUUCUUCCCCGCUUUCCGCGUCAACCGGACGAGCGAGAGGAAGGAGGUGAUGGUGGCCAUGUACAAGCUCUUCGCCUUCCUCAACGCCUCGCUGGGCAACAUCACGCGCGACCAGGAGGAGCUCAACCCCAUGGCCAAAGAGCUCCUCGAGAGGCUGCACAACACCACCAAGACCACCCGAGGCCUCAUCUCCAACCUCACCUGCCUCCUCUGCAAGAACUACAACAUCUUCCAGGUGGACGUCAGGUACGGGGACAGCUCCAAGGGCAAGAGCGCCUUCAAGAAGAAGCAGCAGGGCUGCCAGGUGCUCAGGAAGUACGUGCAGGUCAUCGGCCAGGCGGCACGUGUCCUCCUACCUCAUCUCGGCCCCUCAUGAGCGCCUGCCCAGGCACCGCUGCCUUUCUGCUGCUGGCCGGCCUCGCCGCCGCCUCCCGAAUUCCCGCCUUCCUAUUUAUUACCUGGACCCUGCGCUGGCCCCAUCCGCCCUCCGGUAAUUUAUUGCCCCUUGAGGGGGCGAGCGUUGCAGCCCGGAGUGACCCGGGCAGAGCAGAGACAGCAUCCAGCAGGACGAGGCAGAGCAUCCCCGAGGAGAUGCCGGGGCGUGGGCUGGUCCCGGGAUGUGCCUCAGCCAUCCCCGUGCUCCCGUGGGGCGCGGGGAGCCGUGGGGGCUGGCGGCAGGGCCGGACUCUGUCCCCCACGGUCGGUGUCGUUGUGGGGAGCCGUCGGACAGACGCCCCUGAGCACCGUCUGAAAGCUGUCACUUCCCUGGAAAAAGGACUGCGAGGAAGGACGUUGGGAUCCAGUGGCUGGCAGGGACGUGGGGACAUGGGGACACGCUCCCCCUGCACACUUUAAGGCUGGGCUCCCCUGCAAGGAGCCAAACUGAGGGUACUGGUGGCUGUGCUGGCUGGGGCUGGGUCCCACCGUCUGGGACAAGGCCACCUGUGUGGGACAGUCACCCCACUGUGGAGCAUCAUCCCCCCGCGCGGGCACGGCGGGGCACGGAACGUCCUCUCCUUUGGAAAAGUGCUUUUCCCACUGGAAGAGCUCUGAAUGUACUAACGGCCAAGAGCUUGGCUUCCCACGGCUGAAUUCAGCCCUGGCAUGGGGACAUGGGACAAGGGGACAUGGGGACAUGGGACGCAGAGACACAUGGAUGUGGGACAUGGGGACGUGGGGACACAGGGGCGGGCCCCAGGCCGGUGGCAGGUGGCGCUGGCUCGCUCCUGGCACCAGAGCGGGCUGUGAGGAUUAUUUAUUGCCUCCGUUGAAAGCCCAGAGUGCACUGAGAGCUGACUUUUAAUAAUUUUAUUGUUAAUAAUAAUUAAUAAUUAUUAAUAAGAUUUGUGGUAAUAUAUUCAUGGAAUUCUAUUUAAAUAUUUAUUUUUUUAUACUUCUUG
Molecule: messenger RNA, 1891 nt
Organism: Hirundo rustica (Barn swallow)
Lineage: Eukaryota; Metazoa; Chordata; Aves; Passeriformes; Hirundinidae
Gene: LIF
Product: LIF interleukin 6 family cytokine
Exons: 3
Coding region: 1-867 (288 amino acids)
Biological process (GO): immune response
Cellular component (GO): extracellular region
Molecular function (GO): leukemia inhibitory factor receptor binding; cytokine activity
Source: RefSeq, a predicted model, not a curated record